AUGGGAUCUGGCAAUGAGGUUCACUCAGUAGUGGAGUUCAGUCUGGAUGCAAAGUGGCUUAUAGAUCCAAAGCAACUAUUUGUUGGGCCAAAAAUUGGGGAAGGUGCCCAUGCCAAAGUGUAUGAGGGAAAAUAUAAAAAUCAGAAUGUUGCUGUUAAGAUCAUUAAUAAGGGUGAAACCCCAGAACAGAUCUCUAGAAGAGAGGCUCGGUUUGGCAGAGAGAUUGCAAUGCUAUCUAGAGUUCAACAUAAAAAUCUAGUAAAGUUUAUUGGGGCUUGCAAAGAACCAGUUAUGGUUAUAGUAACUGAACUUCUGUUAGGGGGAACAUUGCGCAAAUACCUGUGGGGUAUCCGGCCAAACUGCUUGGAUAUGCGUGUGGCAGUUGGAUUUGCUCUUGAUAUUGCCCGAGCAAUGGAAUGCUUACACUCUCAUGGGAUCAUUCAUCGUGACCUUAAACCUGAUAACUUGAUCUUGACAGAAGAUCAUAAAACUGUUAAACUUGCCGAUUUUGGUCUAGCCAGAGAAGAGUCCUUAACAGAGAUGAUGACUGCUGAAACAGGGACAUAUCGUUGGAUGGCUCCAGAACUUUACAGCACUGUCACUCUAAGACAAGGGGAGAAGAAGCAUUACAACCACAAGGUGGAUGCCUACAGUUUUGCUAUAGUGUUGUGGGAGCUCAUCCAUAAUAGGUUGCCUUUUGAAGGCAUGUCAAAUCUACAGGCUGCAUAUGCAGCUGCAUUUAAGAAUACAAGGCCAAGUGCUGAAGACCUCCCUGAAGAUUUAGCUUUGAUUGUGACCUCUUGUUGGACAGAGGACCCAAAUGAUCGACCCAAUUUUAGUCAAAUAAUACAGAUGCUGCUUCGGUAUCUAACUACCAUUUCACCGGCCGAGCCAGUUCUUCCAAUGCGAAUUGCAUCAUCCAAGAAUGCUGUUUUGCCGCCAGAAUCUCCGGGUACAAGUGCUUUAAUGGCGAGAAGAGAUGAUUCUGGAGAAACCUCAAAAGUUGAUAUUGAAGGCAGGUCUAAAGGGUGUUUCUUCUGCUCUAACCAGUGUUACUGA
This is a messenger RNA of Sphenostylis stenocarpa, 1059 nucleotides long. The record is from the annotation of a GenBank genome assembly. NCBI's taxonomy places the organism in Eukaryota, Viridiplantae, Streptophyta, Magnoliopsida, Fabales, Fabaceae.